AUGCUUUCCCCUAACUUGCUUGUUGUGCAAAGUGAGAAGGUUAAUGCUGUAGACGUGGAAGGAGUUGAAGAGCAGGUGACCAAAGAGGUGGUAGUCAAAGAGGAUGGAGCAGAGGAGGAUGCAAGUGGAGCUGCUAAAAGCGUGGCUGAUCAGGUGGAUGCUGAAGAGGUUGCAGAUCAGGGGUCUCCUGCCGAUGUCCCUGAGCAUAUGAAGACUCCUUAA
This is a messenger RNA of Prunus armeniaca (apricot), 222 nucleotides long. NCBI's taxonomy places the organism in Eukaryota, Viridiplantae, Streptophyta, Magnoliopsida, Rosales, Rosaceae. The record is from the annotation of a GenBank genome assembly.